Molecule: messenger RNA, 606 nt
Organism: Rotaria sp. Silwood1
Lineage: Eukaryota; Metazoa; Rotifera; Eurotatoria; Philodinida; Philodinidae
Source: the annotation of a GenBank genome assembly
AUGUAUUAUUUUCAAUGGAUACGGCAGUUAUUACAUAAAGUUAGUGAGUAUGCUACAAAACUCUUAUCACAAGAAAUUUUUAACAUGGAUAUAAAUGCAGAAUGUACGAAUGAUCAUAACUCUCACAUCAAUAAAAAAUAUAACAAUUUUGAAAAGCAUCAAGCGGAACCGCAAUCAAGAAAGAAGAGACUUGGAUCAAAUGCAAUACGUCAUAUAUUUCAUGGAGUAAUAGAUCUAAAUAAUGAUGGUAUUUUAGUAGCUCAAGGUGUACAUUCACUUGUUGAUUGUCCCAGUAACGUAAAAGUAGUUAGAAGAAUCCAAAAGCCAGAUAGAAACAAUGUUUAUGCAGUUAGACUAGCCAUGACAGAUUUAGAAACAGGUAAAAUUUAUAAAAAAAACUCAACAAUGUUUCCAGAAACAUGGUCAAAAGAACGAAUCAUAGCUGAAGUAGAAUCCGUUUUGGAAAGAAUAACAAUAUGUCCAACAACAACAGGAAAAUCUCUUACCCUAUGUUUUUCAUCAUUGACAUCUCCAAGUGGUAUACCAUUGAACAUUAUUUAUGAAAAUGGCCGUCCUGUAUCUGCAUAUCCAAUAUGGCAAAAAUAA